AUGGCGGCUGUGGAGAGGAUGGCUGCCGCUGAGGCAGCUGGAGCGGUAGCCGCGGAGCUCAAGGCCGAGGCUGAAGGAGAGGAGGCGGAGGCUGCACCGCCGCCCUACGAGGCGGUGAGGUGGGGGCCGGUAGGCGCUGUGGCUGAGGCGCAGGCGGUGCUGUGCGAGGAGGAAGACGGCUCGGAGGGGUGCGUGGGUCCUGGCCCCGCCUCGCCCCCUGAGUCCCCGGGCCGGGCUCUGCGGCGACUUCGGGCAGAGCGGCGGCGGCUGGACUCGGCGCUGCUCGCGUUGUCCUCACACUUCGCCCAGGUUCAGUUCCGUCUGCGGCAGGUGGUGCGUGGGGCCCCGGCGGAGCAGCAGCGCCUGCUGCGAGAGCUCGAGGACUUCGCCUUUCGCGGCUGCCCGCACGUGCUAGGCUGGGGUGCCCCCGGGGACACCACCACCGACGAGGUUGACGGAGACCGACCCCGCGAGGGCCCGCCAGGGCUGCGGCCCAACGAGCCGAGCGAACAGGAAAAGCAGGAGCGUGUAGAAGCCCAGAGAGAGAAGCAGCGUGAGCUCAUCAUUCAGCUCAAGACCCAGCUAGAUGAUCUGGAAACCUUUGCCUACCAGGAGGGCAGCUAUGAUUCCCUGCCACAGUCAAUGGUUUUGGAAAGACAGCGGGUGAUCAUAGAUGAACUAAUAAAGAAGCUGGAUAUGAAUCUGAAUGAAGACAUCAGUUCACUGUCUCCUGAAGAGCUACGGCAGCGUGUGGACGCAGCCGUGGCCCAGAUAGUCAAUCCUGCCCGAGUAAAGGAGCAGUUGGUGGAACAGCUAAAAACCCAGAUCCGAGACCUGGAAAUGUUCAUUAAUUUCAUUCAAGAUGAAGUAGGAAGCCCUUUGCAAACAGAGGGUGGACACUGUGAAUGUAAGACUUCAGGGAAUGGCUCCUCUAGGGUUGGUACCCGAUUGCCUUCUGGAAAUAAAAAAGUGAACCCUGAAGAGGCAAAGAAGAUCCGUGAUACAGGACUGCAUUUAAUGCGUCGAGCACUAGCUGUGCUCCAGAUGUUUGCAGUGAGUCAGUUUGGUUGCACCGCUGGUCAGAUCCCCCAUACCCUUUGGCAAAGGGACCAGGCUGAUAGGGACUAUUCUCCUCUGUUGAAAAGGUUGGAGGCCUCAGUGGACAGGGUGAGACAGCUGGCUCUGAGGAACCAAAUGAAUGAUCAUGUCAUCAGCAGCACCAGCCUUCAGGACAUCCCCCUCGGGGGCAAAGAUGAGCUAACGAUGGCGGUACGAAAGGAGCUCACUGUGGCCAUGCGAGACUUACUAGCCCAUGGAUUGUACACCUCCUCCCCAGGGAUGAGUCUGGUGAUGGCUCCCAUUGCUUGCUUGCUCCCUUCCUUCUCUUCCACCCCCCAGACCAUGCACCCAUGGGAACUCUUUGUGAAAUACUACAAUACCAAGAAUGGCCGAGCUUUUGUGGAAUCCCCAGCACGAAAGCUCUCCCAGUCCUUUGCACUGCCUGUGACAGGGGGUGCCAUUGUGACACCCAAACAAAGCUUGCUUAGCGCCAUCCAUGUAGUAUUGACAGAACAUGACCCCUUUAAGCGCAGCGCAGACUCAGAGUUGAAGGCUCUAGUGUGCAUGGCAUUGAAUGAACAGCGUUUGGUGUCUUGGGUCAACCUGAUCUGCAAAUCUGGGGCACUCAUUGAACCACACUACCAGCCUUGGAGUUACAUGGCACACACUGGCUUUGAAAGUGCCCUCAAUCUGCUCAGCCGCCUGAGCAGCCUCAAAUUCAGCCUCCCUGUGGACCUGGCUGUCCGACAGCUCAAGAAUAUCAAAGACGCCUUUUGAUGACAAGGCUUUUGCCCCUGACUAGUGCCUCUCCAUAGGGAUGAGUUACCACUUUAUCAUGUGAGGCUAAGGGGGUUGAAGGAAGAAGCUUCUGGGUUACAGAUUAUCCCUAGGCCUUGCACAGGUGGCCAGUCCUAGUGCCUCUGACGUAUGUUAUCCACAUUUAGCACCUUAGAAAUUCACACUGGAAAACCCUUGGCUGAAAAUGCCCUGCCCUAUUGUGUGACUGCCUGCCUGUGUCUGUCAGGAUGCACAUAUGGACAUGCAUGGCCUUUCUCCCAGAGGCUUAUUUGCUUUCCCAAUUGCUCUAUUGACCCAUAGUGGCUCUUCAGAAACUUAGCGAGUCUGGGUGUAUGUUAGUUCAGUGGUAAUGAAAAUAUGGAUUGGCAAAGAUGUGUUUCCUCUCAGAUGGGGAGAAAUCAAGCCCAACAUUUUGUUGCUUAAAUGAGGAGCUGCUCCUUUUUUUUUUCCAUUUUAGAUUUGACCAAUCAGCAAUAAGAUGAACACUUCCCCACAUACAUAAUAGAACAGAAUAAAGAAUUGUACACAAACUCCUAGAUAUCUCUAUAUAGCUUGCUUUUCCUUUUAAUCUUUUUGAGGCCAAAGGCAGCUAGGAAAUGCAUAUAAUAUUUCAUUAGAAGUCAAGAAGGCUUGAACUCAAAACUUUCCAUUUACAUGCUGUGUGAUUCUGAGCUAGUCACUUAACCUCUCUCUGCCUCAGUUUCCUCUUCUGUAAAAUGGGGAUAAAUAACAGCACCUAUCUUCCUGGAGGUUGUUGUGAGAGUCCAAUGAGAAACUGUUAAGGGCUUUGUCAGACUAAAGCACUAUACAAAUGUUAGUUAUUUUAUCAUUGGGGUUGUUUUUUUUUUCCUUAAAGCAGGUUUGAGUGACCCAGGGCCAAGUUGUCUUACAACCAUCGUUUCUACUUUGUACGUAAAGAUGCUUUUGUGCCAGAGGUUUCCGUACUUUUCCUGUCUUCUAAGUCAGUGAAUACAAUAAGAAAAAUUAUAUUCUCUCUAACCUUCUGACAGAAACUCAGACAGGGUUGUAAGGGAGUUAGCCAUAUGUCUCAUUUAUUUUUAUUUUAAAUGAAAGUUUGAAAGCAUCUUUUCUUGCAGAGAUCAGAGCCUAGUUAGUGGGCAAACAUUUUGCCAGUGUGUGUGCCAUAACAAAUAUUCUCCAGCCCUAUGUGUUUUCUUCUACCUACUUGCCUUCCUUUCAUCAAGACUCUUGUCAUCCUUAGGGAUUUGAACUCAGUAUCUCAGAGGCAGUGCUGUUACUGAUCUAUUCUUUCAGAAGCCCUCAUUCCAGGGCAAACUCCUACAUCUAAAAAUACAACAUUCAUAACCAAUAUCGCCUUUUCCUUAAUUCAGGCGCUACUUUGAUACAGCCUGUCUUUUGGAAAGAAGGAGAAACAGAACUUAUACUAGCCUUUUUUCUCCCUCCAGGGAAAAAUUUAGGUUGACUGAAAACAGUAUACCAGUGGUGUUGAUGCUCAUCUGCUGAUUGUUCUUAAGAGUGAAAUGGAAGGAGCUGAAUAUCUUAAUUCAAGAAUAUCCCUAUUUAAGCUUUGGUAUCUUAAGUCUGUCACUUUUUUUUUUUAAGUCAGCUUGUGGUACAUGCCAGUAUGUAACCCAAAGCUGUGAAUGUACAACUUUCCUGACAAGCCUCUGAGGUUUAAAUACUCUUUAAAAAGCUUUUGUCUUCAGUUACACAUGUUCAAUUGUGGGAUGAUCUUGUGUCUGCUGGGAUAGACAGUGUGUUUUAACUUAAUUUUUUCAGCAAAUGUCUCAUUUAAAAUUAUGUUGAUUUUUAUCCUAAUUUAUCCAGAGUGUGUGACAAUAAAUGUAAAUGUUAUAGAUGAAA
Molecule: messenger RNA, 3702 nt
Organism: Monodelphis domestica (gray short-tailed opossum)
Lineage: Eukaryota; Metazoa; Chordata; Mammalia; Didelphimorphia; Didelphidae
Gene: RUNDC1
Product: RUN domain containing 1
Source: RefSeq, a predicted model, not a curated record